Molecule: messenger RNA, 1504 nt
Organism: Cimex lectularius (bed bug)
Lineage: Eukaryota; Metazoa; Arthropoda; Insecta; Hemiptera; Cimicidae
Exons: 6
Coding region: 690-1121 (143 amino acids)
Source: RefSeq, a predicted model, not a curated record
UAUUUUGUUGUUUUUGUUUGUUAAUUUUUAAUUUUUUUAUUUAUUUAUCUACAAGUGGUCUGAAAUAUUGCUAUGUCAUACCUGACUGGUUUCCUCCCACCCUUGGAAAUCUUUUUAGCGAGGAGGAACGCGACGACCGAGACGGAGGCGGCGCCGACGGCGUUCUGCCGUGUCAGGUACUUGCUCAAAUUGGCCAUCUGACAGACCGCAGAACGACUUUGUAUGCACCUGUUACGCGUCCGUGCCCCUCGUCAGCAGAAGUGACACAACCACUAAGCUACGAAGACGUUAGACACUCCAAACGCCAAAGACCAAUCUUCGAUCCUAGACCUUCACUGAAGUCGGAAAAAGUGGGAGAAAAGCGGGCUGGAAGGGCGGCCAAGGUUGUACUGCAAAGCGCAACGCGUCCCGAUCGCGCCUCGGACCCGUACGAUUUUAAAACGACAUAUCAGAAGUAAAAUUGUGUACAACAGCGGAGACAGUAUUGUCCCUUGUGGCACACCUGCAAGCACGUCUUCCAUAAGUCUCUGUACCCUGGCUAACUGUGAAAAAUCACUCCUUAAGAAACACUCCAGACGGGUACAGUUUCUGCUCGAAGUAAUUAAAUCUCUGUGAAGUAGAUGAGUAGUGUAAUGAUGGGUCCGAAAGCUAAAUUGACAAUCUGAAAUUCAACAUUGAGAAAGCGAAAAAUGUGCAGCAAGAGUGAAAUUCAGCUCACCCUCGACGGUUCGCCCGAAUUCAAAAAGUUCGAGGACGACGACGACCGCCCUGAAAUCCUCACCCCUCCACCAAGUUGCGAGGAACAAUGUAUGACGGCUAAAGAGCCACCUCCAGACCUGCCAAAGAUGUUCCUGGACCUCCUUGAACCCGUACAAGGGCUGAGACCGCGCAAGCUCGAGUUCACAUGCCCAGUCUGCUCACUCCGCCUUGCCUCGCAUAACUCCCUAGUAACACACAACAAGACGCAUGGCCGUCCAGCCUGCCUCCACUGCCUCAAGCGGUUCCCGUCGCACUCGCUGAUGGCCCGCCACUCUCAGAACUGCCGCCAGGUCCAGACGGUGAUGGUCACCUCGAAAUACGGACGUUCACGCAACGUACGCUGCUACCUUGGCCUCUCUUGAACAAUUCGAGGGCACAUGAAACAAAAAAAAAUGCAAAUUAAAAAAAAAAGAAGAAGAAAAUACACCUUUGUAUAUAUAUAAUAAUCAUAAAAAAAACAGAAGUUUUUAUUAGCAUUUUUUUAAAGGAUAGUCUUGUUCGUUUGUGUACUAUAAUAGUUUUUUUAGAUUUUUUUUUCUAACGAUUUAUUUUGAUCCAUCGGAAAAGCAAUUUCCGAUCAUUGUGCCUUAAUUUUACGUUAAAAAAAAAGUAAUAAUUAAAAUCAGGGUUUCAAAUCAAAUAGUUGAUAAAUUUAGUAAGGUAAAUUUAAACAUUAUAUAUUAUUAUUAGUAUUUUUUAGUCUGAUAUGCAUAUAUGUAUGUGUAAGGGACCAAAAAAAAAAAAA